AUGCAGCAGUGGCAAGUCGGCCCCGUGCCGGAGUACAUCUACUCCAACUCCACUCAUCAGCCGAACGAGAUCCACUCCCAACAUCCUUAUCAGGCGCAGCAAACCCAGCAGCAGCCUGAUAUGCAGCAUCGGGACCAGCGCCAAUUCCAAUAUGGUCCUCCUCAAGGCAGUCCUGCCGCGCAGCACCAGCAGCACCAGCAACAGCAGCAUCAACAGCACCAACAGCAGCAGCACCAUGCUACUCCCGGACAGCCUGCCAUGGGUGUGACUCAGCAGCAGCCUGCCCAGCAGCAGCCUUCGUCACAAACUCAGCCGGCCACUCAGCAGGCCCAACCUGCUGUCGCAACACCGGCCCCCAGUCGCCAGCGCAAGAGGCCGGCACCCUCAACAGCUUCGCCAGCCGUGACAGCUACCCCCCCUGUUCCCGCCGCUACAGUUCCCACCCCAACUGCCGCGCCGGCGACCGUGCCCGUGCCAGCCGCUGCUGCAGCUCCCCCAGCGGUCUCCGAUGACGCUGGUGCUGCGCCCGUUCAGCCUCCGCCCGCAAAGAAGAGCAGAACAAACACCCCAUGGACGCCCGCGGAGGAGCAGCGCCUCAAGCAGAUGCGAGACGCGGGCAACAGCUGGGCUGAGAUUGCCAAGAGCCAAGCUCUCCUCAACGCCAUCAAGGAGUACGAGAGCAAUAAGUGGAAGGUUAUUGGGCAGAAGGUUGGCAAGCCGGCCAAGGCCUGCGAGCAAUACGCCAAAGAGCAUUUCCCAGAUCUCGGCGCGAAGAGCACACGGUAA
Verticillium dahliae VdLs.17 is the source of this 786-nucleotide messenger RNA. RefSeq lists its product as uncharacterized. Bases 1 to 786 code for a protein of 261 amino acids. The record is from RefSeq and is a predicted model, not a curated record. The transcript is spliced from 4 exons. NCBI's taxonomy places the organism in Eukaryota, Fungi, Ascomycota, Sordariomycetes, Glomerellales, Plectosphaerellaceae.